CCGUCGAUGAUGGAGCGGCGACACCGAGCAUCCCCUCAGCUGUGAAAACUCUCAUUAAUUUUAGGAUUUUUUCCCCUUUUUUCCUUUUACCUUCAGAGGAGAAGGACAUGCAGUGAUGAAACGGGGCCGUGCGGAGCAGAUCCAGUACGCGGUGGCGCAGUACCUGAAGCGGCGCCAGUAUGUGGAUGUAGAGAGCUCGCUCAAAGGGGCUAAGCUGACGCAGUCCGCAGAGGAAAUGGCCGCCAGUCUCACGGUCCAAACAGAGUCUAGCUGUGCAAACGUGGUGUCAGCAGCACCCUGCCAUUCAGACUCUCAGCAGUAUGAGUCUCAGUUCUCCAGGUUACGCACCUUUUUGCUGGAGGCGGAGAUACCGUUGGGCCGGGAGGUGAGCGCGGUCCUGUUUCCUCUCUUCCUCUACCUGCAUCUGGACAUGGUGCGCUGUGGCCUGAAGGGGGCAGUAGACGCAUUCUACGGCCGCUUCCACUCGCUCUUUCAGCAGGAUGGCGAGCAGAAGGCCAUCGUCGAGCAGCUCCGUGGAGUGCUCACGCCACAGGAUGUGGCCUCAAACUCCAAACUGUGUGCCCUGCUGGACCACAAGUACGUGGUCCACCUGACAGACCGCGCCUACAGCUACCUCCUACGCUACCUGCAGAGUGAGGACAACAGCGCCCUCUGCAGGGUGCUCAGCACACACCUACAGGUGGAGGUGACGGCCGUGCGCCACACCGACUACCAGCUCUACGGGGCGGGGCUCGUGGCGGGGGUGGACGGGGCAGAGGGGGCGGAGUCCGUGGAGGUCCCGGCAGGGCUGCCACAGAGCGAGGCGGCGCUGGAGGCGCUGCAGGAUUGCAUCAAGCGCGUGCGGGAGGGCCCGCCCUCGCUGACCACCGUCUGCUUCUACGCCUUCCGGGACCCGGAGGGGCUCCUGAACGGCGCCGAGGUGUCGCCCGACAGCCGCCUCCUCGCCGCCGCCUUUGACAGCUCCGCCGUCAAGCUGUGGAGUCUGCGCGCCCGCAAGCUGAAGGCGGCGCCACACGCCGCCGACGUGGCCACCGUGCGGCUGGCCUGUGACGUGCUGGAGGAGGAGGCGGAUGAAGAGGACAGCUCGGGGAGCGAGACGAAGACCCUGCGGGGCCACUGUGGGCCAGUGUACCGCGCGGCCUUCCUGACGGACAGCUCGGGCCUACUGUCGUGCUCUGAGGACUCAACGGUGCGCUACUGGGACCUGCGCACGUUCACCAACGCGGCGCUGUUCGCCGGCCACGCCUACCCCGUGUGGGACGUGGCCGUGAGCCCGUGCAGCCUGUACUUCGCCACAGCGUCACAGGACCGCACGGCACGCCUCUGGACGCUCUCGCGCGCCUUCCCGCUGCGCGUCUACGCCGGCCACCUGGCCGACGUCGACUGCGCGCGCUUCCACCCCAACUCCAACUACCUGGCGACAGGCUCCACUGACAAGACUGUGCGCCUGUGGAGCAUCCAGCAGGGGGCAACGGCACGCCUGUUCACGGGCCACCGCGGGCCCGUGCAUGCCCUGGCCUUCUCGCCCAACGGCCGGUACUUGGCAUCGGCGGGCGAGGACCAGCGUGUCAAGCUGUGGGACCUGGCGUCGGGCGGCCUGCUGAAGGACCUCCGCGGCCACGCCCACUCCGUCACGGCCCUGUCGUUCAGCCCGGACAGCUCGCUAGUGGCGUCUGCCGCCCUGGACAACUCCGUGCGGGUGUGGGACAUCCGGGGCGGGCACGGGGGCGGGGCGGGGCCGGCGGCAGACGGCUCCAGUGCGGAGCUGGUGGGGCUGUACUCCGGGGAUACGGGCAGCGUGCUCAACGUACAGUUCAUGGCCUGUAACCUGCUGCUGGUGACAGGCACAGCACCGGAGAAACAGGAGCAGUGAUGGACAGACGUGUGUGUGUGUGUGUGUGUGUGUGUGUGAGAGAGAGAUAUUGAGAGUUGGAGAAGGGUUGGUCCAUAUUUAACUUCAGAUUUUGCAGCCUAAUGUCCCAGUAAGCACAGUUAUGUGGACAGACCUGAUUCUAGGUCAGUAUGACAUAUGUUGAACAGGCCGUGUUACGGGACUUUCACUCAAGACUGCACUUCUGUAGCAUCUGUGUUUGAAUUUCAAGACAAGUAAUGAAGCUUUCAAGAAAGAAUGAAGGCUGAUUUAGCAACUGUUUGCUUAACACUUCAAAAAGUUAUGGCCUGUUUACGUUUUACUGUUUCAUGUGUUUGUUUGGGGUUUUUUUGGUGGGGGUUUUUUUAAGGUGGAAUUUGAAUUUUUUAAAGGAAGGUCUUGUAAUUUGCAGAAGACCAUUGCCUUUGUGUGUGUGUUUUUUUUUUUUUCUUUGAAAUUCGAGACCCAGCCUGGUUUGCCACCUGUGUUCAGAGAUGUGCGUUAUAUCCCACAAUGCUCAGGAUCUAGGCGAGUUUAAACAUGAAGAAUAAAGAUGUCGCUACAGGGGUUAAAGGUGCACUAAGCAAGAUUGGUUUUUUUUUUCUCUAUUUUUAUCAUAGCUGAAGCCCCACUGAUGUUUUGGUAUUUAUAUAAUCUUGCACCAUGCAGGAUUAUUUUGGAGAAUGGCUCCCUUUCCAGGUCUUGCGGUGCCCUCCACGGCCACCCACAGACGCACUUUAUAGUUUUGCGGUGGCAGUUCCCCGGUCAAGCUCGGACUACUGCGUGGCUUUUUGUCAAGAUGUUGCUGGAACUGUGCACAAUUCCACAGCAACCACACUACUGAGGGGGCGGCGGGUGUUUACACUGGUGGCAGCGACACACUGUUCUUCAGGUCCAUCAACUGACUGCCAUAAUCUCUCAACACCGCUUAGUCAGUGGACCCAUGUCGUCGUACGGAGAGUGAGAAACCUGUCUGAAAGAAUGUGGUUUUGGAAGAAAAAAAAAAUAAAAAAAUUAGACGGAUGAUGAGGGGUUUGCCGUGACGCCAUCAUUCAAGUUUAACACUCCAGGGUUUCUCCUUUAGCAGCACAGCUACAUUUUUCACAUUUUUGGAGAUUUUACUGAAUGGGUGGAACAAGGAGGAGUAGGCGUGGGGUUUGGCUGGGGGUGGGGUAUAUGAAAAUGGGCCUGGAAUUUGGUAGGAGAUGGGACAUAGGGAAGUGGGCGUGGGGGUUAACUUGGGGUGGAGCUUAUGAAAAUGCAAACCAGGUAGCUACUUAAUUCCUCUGGGACUGAUUCUGACACUGGUUGUAUCUGUGGGAUGGGCCCCUUCAAUAUCUCGAAGAAUAUGGGCUGAAGUGUGUGUGUGUGUGUGUGAGAGAGAGAGAGAGAGAGAGAGAGAGAGAGACUAAUGUUAUGUAUUAUGUGCAAAUGUUUGCCACCUUGUCUGCAGGUAUGCUAAAAAUCUAGAUACAUAAGAAAAAAAACUUUUGUACUCUUUCAUACCUGUCUGCAGAAAUCCAACAUUUGUAUUGUGGUUAAUUAAAUAUGUAAAUAUAUUUUAUAAUA
Messenger RNA from Electrophorus electricus (electric eel), 3460 nucleotides. It is a transcript of the gene taf5l, whose product is annotated as TAF5-like RNA polymerase II, p300/CBP-associated factor (PCAF)-associated factor. Gene Ontology annotation, biological process: regulation of DNA-templated transcription. The record is from RefSeq and is a predicted model, not a curated record. NCBI's taxonomy places the organism in Eukaryota, Metazoa, Chordata, Actinopteri, Gymnotiformes, Gymnotidae. Gene Ontology annotation, molecular function: transcription coactivator activity; RNA polymerase II general transcription initiation factor activity; protein binding. Gene Ontology annotation, cellular component: nuclear protein-containing complex; histone acetyltransferase complex.